Aricia agestis (brown argus) is the source of this 1872-nucleotide messenger RNA. Its product is annotated as probable tRNA (uracil-O(2)-)-methyltransferase. Gene Ontology annotation, molecular function: tRNA (uridine) methyltransferase activity; metal ion binding. Gene Ontology annotation, biological process: tRNA methylation. The transcript has 4 exons. NCBI's taxonomy places the organism in Eukaryota, Metazoa, Arthropoda, Insecta, Lepidoptera, Lycaenidae. Bases 71 to 1804 code for a protein of 577 amino acids. The record is from RefSeq and is a predicted model, not a curated record.
UUGAAAAUGUUUAUACGAUUGUAUUUGGGUUUUUAAUAAUUUAGUUGGAAUUCAUGCUCUAAAUUCUAUAAUGGAGUUAAUAAACAAUAUUACCUCAUUCUGGGCAGCAAUUACAAUCCUAAUCACGAAGCCUCACGUCGUAAAUAAAAGAUUAUGGGGACAAAAAGUCCUGAAAAAGUUUGUAUUUAAAGUUUCUGAUUCAGAUUACAUUAAUUGUAUUAAACACUAUAUUGCAAAAGUAAAAUUAACAAACACAGACAAUUUAGAAGAAUUCUGUAAAAGUUUACAUGAUGAUAUUGUACAUAACCUUAAUUUGGUAGAAUCUGAUGAUGGUGAAGUGGAAAUACUUUUAGUAGAACUUCUACCAAAAUGCUACAGUGAGCAUCAUGCGUAUCAGUUAGUAUGUUUGCUAAAGCAUAAAGGUCAAGUCAUUUUUUAUGAUGUAUCUCCAGAGGACAGAGGACAAACUUUAUGUCCCAAUUUUUCAUACACAUUUUAUUCCAAUGGUAAAUCUCUGGAUGUAAAAAGCGAUUGUGAUCCAGAUGACAAAAGAUGGCUAUGGUUGAAAAAAACUGUUGUACCUCAAGUUACAAAGUGGGCACAUGAAGAUGCCAGAGGUCAUACAAGUAGUAUGUGUAAAGAAUCACUGAUGUUGGUGUCACAUGAUGAGUAUUAUGAACUUUAUAAUGAGUUAAAACUGAAACAUGGAAAAGAAUUAGUUAAGAUAUGGCCUGAAUGCACAGACCCAUUAAAGUUUGUAUAUGAGGAUAUUGCUAUUGCGACAUACCUGUUAUUAUAUUGGAAACUAAUAAGCAAGAGUCCACUGAACUUCGUAGACUUAGGCUGUGGAAAUGGACUGCUGGUUUAUGUGUUGACAAUGGAAGGCCACAAGGGCAUAGGAAUUGAUGUUCGGAAGAGGAAAAUAUGGGACAUGUAUCCAGAGAAUAUAAAACUACAGGAACACACUGUAACUCCAAACAGAGAUGUAUUCACUGAAGCUGAUUGGAUCAUUGGUAACCAUUCAGAUGAAUUAACACCUUGGAUACCUGUCAUUGCAGCUAAAAGUUCCUACAAAUGUAAUUUCUUCUUGCUUCCCUGUUGUGCAUACAACUUUGAUGGCACCAAAUAUCAAAGACAAAAUUCUUCUAUAAGCCAAUACACAGAAUAUCUAGAUAAAAUUUAUAAAUUAUGUGUGGAGAUGGGUUUCGAGACUAGUAAAGAUAGACUUAAAAUACCUAGCACCAAAAGAAUUUGCUUUAUCAGCAGUAGUAGAACAUAUACAAUUGAUAAGCACGAAAGGCAAAUAGAAAUUGUCAACAAUAUGGUUGCAUGUGAGACUGGUGUACAUAACAAUAAUGAGCAAAUAAUAAAAACGAGAGAUCCCAUAGAAAAGGUAAAAAAUUGCACACAAAUUGAUAAAAACGUAAUCGAUUACAUAGUGGAAUGUAUUUCCAACUAUUUGCUUAAAGACAUUGAUCUUAAAUCUAAAUGGGAGAUCGGAAAAACUGUAAGAAUAGAUGAACUAAUUGAAAUUUUACCAGAAAACUACCUAAACUCUCUAAAGUCAGAAUGUGGAGGCUUACAAACACUUUUAAGGAAUAACCAUCAAAUAUUUGAAGUACAAAAGGGCCAUGUUAAAAUAAGAUACCCAAAGACUAUAGAUGAAGUGAAAAUUAACAUGAGUAAAUCAAAGAAACGGUCAAAAAUUAAAAUGCAAGUGAAAAAGUGUUGGUUUUACAAUAACCAUCCACAAGGUUGCCCUUUAGAAAGCUUUAAUUGCAGCUUUUUACAUGAGAAAAGCUAAUCAAGUAAGAACCUAUAUUUUUUCUAGUAUACAUAUAAGUUAAAUAAAUGUUUUUGUCUUGCUAAGAA